This is a messenger RNA of Heterostelium album PN500, 4422 nucleotides long. RefSeq lists its product as uncharacterized. NCBI's taxonomy places the organism in Eukaryota, Evosea, Eumycetozoa, Acytosteliales, Acytosteliaceae. The transcript is spliced from 3 exons. The record is from RefSeq and is a predicted model, not a curated record. Bases 1 to 4422 code for a protein of 1473 amino acids.
AUGAAUAAGCUUAUUUUUUUGGCAAUUGUCGUUUUAUUAAUCGGAUUUUAUGCAAUUGACACCACAAAUGCACAAUGCGGACUUUUAUGUGUAGUUUGCAAUCUUCUUGAUGUAUGUCUAUUGAGCCAACCAAUAGAGAUCAACUCGCUUACUAGCCUUACAAAAUCUCUGUCGCUGCAGAGCAUUCUGACGUUGUCAGCGAUUUUGAAUAUCGACGGUGAUCUACUGUGUAAUGGUACGAUCAACCUGUUGGGCGGUGUUCUCAAUGUCAAAGGUGCCAUUAAAGUGACACCGCUCUGCGUCUUCAAUGUGACUGGGCCAUGCACAGUCGACGCCACCGCCGGUUUCACAUUCCCACUGCUAACAGUGCUGUUCUAUCCGUCCGGUGGUAACUCCAUUCUCAAUUGGAAAGGCGAUGCCAGCGCUUCUUUCACCAACCUCAUUGGCUACGGUGGUGAACUUCCGAAAUUCAAUUUCUACGGACAGAACGUCAAUUUGACAACGGCGCUUGUCACCACGCCAAUCAAGAUUGGCUAUGCCUCUGUCAACCAGGCCACCAAUCUCUAUUUGAAUGGCAUUCAAUUCGAUCAACUAUUUAUCAAUCAACUCACCAAUCCAGCUAAUCUCGCUGUUCAAAUAAAUAACCUCACCAUUUCACAAGCCACCGCCACACUUGGCUCUGCUCUGACGCCGAUGUCAUCGAUUGCAUUGCGACAAUCGUCCAACCUCCUGAUAAACCAGCCGCUGACAGUCAACUCUCUAACUACCGUUGUAACUUCAACACUUCAACUUGGCAGUACGAUAAAUAUCCUGUCUGGAACACUCAGUUCUGGAACAGUUUCGGUUCUAGCCAAUGGAAUUAUCAACUUGGCAGGUGCCACUCUCAAUACACUGAAUUUGAACGUUAUAGCAGGAGCUCUUCUAAAUUGUUCAAGUACGGUUGUUACCGGUUCAACACUAACCAUUAGUGGUACCACCAACUUUAUAAACACUGCUCAGUUCAACGGCAACAAUCUAGCAAUCGCUGGAAAACUCUCAUUGUUGGACAGUAGCAGCACCAAUAACAAUGUAAUCGAUUUACUUGCAACCGGACAGCUACAUAUCAAUUCCAAUUCCAACACCAACAAUAAUAUCAGUGUGAAAUCAGGUGGAAAACUGUUUGUAAAUGGAGGAGGUAAUUUAAUUUCGUCGACGCUCAAUCUGCUUGGAAGUCUGGCAGUUGACGUCGGUCAGAUUACCAAAUCCAACUUGACAGUGGCAGCACUGGCAUCGGUCAAUCUUUCGAAUGGCGGUUCCAUCGUAAGUGGAUCCUCAAUCUCGCUGCUCGGCACACUCACAUCAGCCAGCUUAUCACUCAUCAAAGAUUCAUCAGUCGAUAUUCAAUCCGGUGGUAGUCUAUCGCUAUCGGGUGGAUCCAUUAUCAAAUCUCCACUUUCCAUUUUGGGUGGUUUAACUGUCGGUACUGGAUCACAAGUCUCACAAUCGAAUCUAACAGUUCAAGCUGGUGCCACUACAACUCUGAAUGGUGGUGGAUCAAUUGUAAACUCACCGCUUAUCAAUUUACUUGGAUCGGUUGUAGUCAACACAGGAUCAUCUAUCAAGAGUUCAACCUUUGACAUCAAAUCCAAUGGUAUUCUAAAUUUAGCUGGUGGAGUAUUAGAUAAUUCUCCACUCUCAUUGCUUGGCAAGAUAAAUCUAAACUCAGCAGCAUCCAUCACAUCGUCACCACUCAAUAUUCUGAGUUCAGGACUUGCAACACUUAGCUCGACUUCCACAAUCGUUACAUCCACAGUAAAUCUGGUGGGUGGACAACUUAGUUUGUUGGAUACUACCAAGCUUGUCGACUCGACAAUCUCCAUUGCUUCUGGCGGUAUUUUAGAUCUGACAAACUCGGCAUCGAUCACCGGUGCACUGGCACUAGGAAUUACGAAUGGAAAAUUGAAUCUAAACAGUGGUUUGAUUAGCGGUUCCAAUAUUUCAAUCGACUCAGCACUUGGCACUCUCAAUUUCCUCGACGGACAGUUGACCAACUCGCCAAUUAACAUUGUCGGUGGAUUGCUCAAUAUGACCACCGGUACAAUUACCGGUUCCGCCAUAAAAUCAAGUGGAUCCAUUCAAUUUGGUUCUGGAAACAUUAACCAAUCGCCACUAACCAUUCUCAAUGGAGGUCUAUUCAAUAUGGUUACCGGUGUAGUAACUGGCUCUGCCAUUGAAUGCAAUGGUGCAUUCACUGUCAAAUCUGGAAAUAUCAAUCAAUCCCCAUUCUCAAUUCUUGCUGACGGUGUUCUAAAUUUGGUUGCCGGUACAAUUACAGGAUCCAACAUUCAAUCAAAUGGUUCGAUUACAAUGUCAUCUGGAAAUAUCAAUCAAUCACCAAUCUCGAUUCUUGCCAAUGGUGUUCUAAAUUUGGUUGCCGGUACAAUUACAGGAUCCGACAUUCAAGCAAAUGGUGUGAUUACAAUGUCAUCUGGAAAUAUCAAGCAAUCGCCAAUCUCUGUUCUUGCUAACGGUGUUUUCGAAAUUGUUGGUGGUGCACUACAGAAUUCACCGGUUUCCAUUCUCACCGGUGCAAUUACAAAUAUAACACAGGCAACCAUUGUAGACUCUACUCUUGAGGUAACAGGCACUUUGAAUUCACUGCUAAACGUUGCGGUGAAAGCAGUUACCGCUGGCGUCGUACCAAUCGUUACUAAACCAGGUGGUAUUCUCAAUGUAGCCGGUGAACUAGCACUCUCUGCCGUAGAUAAUCUGGUGAUCAGUGGAGCUAGCUCGGUGCUGAAUCUCGCCAAAGACACUGUUGUCACACUCGGAGAAACCAUUGAGCAAGUCAGCCAUUUGGAUAUCCAAAUCGAUUCGCUCGGUGCCACUCUUCAGAGUUUGGGUGGUAUUCAACUGGCAAACCAGCUAAAUCCAUUGAAUCUGUUGUCGAUCGUCAGUCAAGCAUUGACUUUUGACAGUGGAUCUAUCCAUUUCAGCAAUGGACUACUCUCUGUCACUGACUCGCUCUCCUUCACAGAGAAAGGACAGUUGACACUCGACAACUCUGUAAUAUCACUUAGCAACACUGUCAAUGAUCUCGUUAUGAAUGCAGUCGAUCUAGUGAUGGACAGCGUUACACUACAGCAUGAAUCACACUUUAUUCCACCGAGAAUCCUAAUUGGUGACGACUCCACUUUGGUUUUCAAUAAGGUGACUAUCGAUAGCACCAUCGAUGCGGCGGACGACACUGCCUACACAUUGGUAUUCUCACCGACUUCACCGAUUAUGUGUAAUGGUCAGGUUGUAAACAAUGGAUCGACCGGACAAUCCACCUACCAAUUCCUCUGUGACAAUAAAUUGGUGGUUUUGAAAUUCUCCAAUUGCUCUGGUAUCCAAUGUCCUGGAAACGCUUCUAUCUGUGUCGACUCAAUAGACCAAUGUCCAGACGUGAAUGGCACAUGUAACAGCAAUGGAUUGGUCUUUAAGUGUUGGAAUGGUCAAUGUGCCAGCAGUUUAUCGACUUGUCCAGCACUACCAAGCUGUCCGCCCAACACUCAACGUUGUCCAGACUCCUCCUGCACAACAGCAACCGAAUGUAUCUCACUACCAAACACAACCUAUCCACAAUUCAACUUUAAUGGUUGUCCAAUUGGCUUCUUCCAAUGUGGUGACGGUACAUGCUCAAGGAACAUAUCCAAAUGUUGUAAUGGAAAUAAUUGUCAAGCAAUUCCAGUUGUUAAUAGAGCAGUUAAAAGUAAAUCACCAUUCGACACAACAAGAUCACUUAUAUUACCAAUAUUAUCAAGACAUGGAAACAACAACUCUAUCGAUAUCUAUGGAUACAUUAAUGUACCUACCAACUUUACCAACCAAGUGAAUCAAAACUUUAUGAAAAUACAAUCACUUGAUGACUCUUAUCUAGAUCAAGUCAAUGGAACUCAUAUUUGGGGAACCAAUGGAACCUAUAGAGAUAGUGCAUUAUCACUUAUAUUUAAUAUUACCAUUGAUCAUCAUGUAGCACCAUUAAGUUUCUUAAAGGAUAUAGAAUUCCAAUUCAAAAUCAAUCCAGAAAAGAUAAAUAUGACAACCGCUAGAUUGGCAUUCAUCAACACAACUACAAACAGUUGGCAACUUCUCAAACAUGUUCAACGUUGCGAUGUUAAUAAUGGAUCACUCUGUGGAACCACUAACCAUUUCACUUCGUUUGGUGUACUCACCAACUUCAAUGACGAUGGUACUGACGGCGAAGGAGGAUAUGGUGCCACCUACGGAAGUGGUCUACCAAGAAAAACAAUGAUUAUCAUUGCCUCUACAGUGGUCGGUGGUGUAGCUAUCAUGGGUGCAAUAGCAGGUUUCUUCCUGGUGAAAAUAGUCAAGCACGGUAGUCUUAAAUAUUGGUGGGCAUCGAAAUCAAGAGGUGGUCAUGCCAUUGAAUUAAAUUAA